Molecule: messenger RNA, 2211 nt
Organism: Drosophila rhopaloa
Lineage: Eukaryota; Metazoa; Arthropoda; Insecta; Diptera; Drosophilidae
Exons: 5
Coding region: 1-2211 (736 amino acids)
Biological process (GO): cell differentiation; multicellular organism development
Molecular function (GO): protein binding
Source: RefSeq, a predicted model, not a curated record
AUGGUUGGCCUGCAUCUCUGUCUUGGAUUAUUUGUACAAGUUCUGAUGGCAUCCGCCGCCCAGGAUCAGAACCAGAUGAGCAUGUUCUGCUCCGACGACGACACUCCGGCAUGUGCCCAAAGUCGGAACAAUGGGAUGUACUUCUUGUUCAGCAACGAGUGUGACCUGCGAAAGGCCCAGCGGGGCAACCUCAUGAAUGGUCCUCUAAAUGACGUAACUCUCCGUUAUUGCUUUCCCAGCUGCGAGUUUGAGUGCAGCUCCAGAUACCAGCCAGUUUGUGGGAUCAGUUCGAGGACAGGGAAACGCCAGACCUUCAAGAGCCGCUGCGAGAUGAUGCGGACCGCCUGUCUCUCCCGGUCGGACUGGCUUGUCCAGCGGUGGGGAGUGUGUUUCAAGGCCAACACGGUGGCCCAGAGUAGCCGGAAGCCACCUGUGGCCGUGCCCUGCACCAGGAUCUACCGGCCUGUGUGUGCCAUGUACGCGGGUGUCAAGUCCACCUUCUCCAACGAGUGCCUGGUGAACGCGGAGAACAUUAAGACCCGGAGAAAUUGGCGCAUCGUUUCCGAGGGCCUUUGUGGCGAGGACAGCACCAAGAUGAAGCACAGUCGCAAGCAGAAGCCGAAGGCCAAGCCCAAAGUGGAUGCGGACCGCACGAAGCGGAGCCACAAAAGCAGAAGGUUGUCCACUCAGGCGGAAGACUUCCAGAUACCGGAGGACGCCGUGCAGAUCUACGCCCCCUCGACCUUCCACACGCAGUUCAUCAGCCACACGGGCGCCAUGGAGAAGAGCUAUUCGCUGCCCGCCAGGAAGCCCUACGUGGUGGUCGCCCCCAAAUCGAAGGUGCGACGGCUCCCCGCGAAGUCGUGCGUUUUCGGCAAUGAGCCCGUUUGUGGCAGCUUUAGGGGGCACAACCGCACCUUUUCCAGUGUCUGUGAGCUGAUGGAGUACAGCCAAAAAGUCGGAAACGCAUGGACCAUUUCCCACAACGGAGCCUGUCGUCGCUGUGACAAACCAUGUCCCACAGUCUAUCAGCCCAUUUGUGCCACUCGCAAUGGCAUCGAUCACACGAUCAUCAACGAGUGUUAUCUGGAGCGAGUGCGCUGCAAGGAUCCAAACAGCAUUUGGAAGCUAUCCCAUAAGGGUGAAUGCCUCAAGUCCAAGCGCGAGGGUUCCAAGAGAAUUUCCCCUGAAAAAAGUCGGCCACUAACUUUGGUGCCACGCGUUCUGUUUGGGAUGAGUAAAAGGAACACCACCGCAGCACAACCAAGAGCUGGGAAAACUACAUUGAAAACCACAACCACUAAGGCUCCAACCACACCACAUAAACAUCGCCAGAUGGAGAAAAGGACUUUCAAGGCCACUUCCCCUUCCCUUGAAGUAAACAAUCGCAAAAUACGCAAAACAGAGCUGGCCACUGCGGGAUUCUAUAGAUCUAGUGGCUCGAAUCACGUGCACACAGAUGAAGACGCUUCCUGGUCCUCCAAUGACAAUUGGCUGGUGCGGAAAACUCUCGAUAAUGUCAAGGGCUUUUUGGCCAAAAAGCCAACAUCUUUCGCGAAGGCGCGCAGUGAGAAGAACCCACUCUAUUACUGGACUGUCCCACCGACAGGCACCACCAGUACAUUUAGUACCUCAAGGAGCACCACCACAGCAGCACCACCAUCGAAACUGCCUUCCAUUUUGAGCAUGGCGUCCACGGAGCUGCUUAAUUUGGAUAUUGGAAAUGCCGCCAAUGUGUACGAGGAUGCUGAGCCUGAAUUGCUGCUUGUGGGGAUCACUAAAGAAGCCACAUCAACCACACCUGUUCCAAGCACCACUGAGCCGCCCAGCAGCACCCAGCCUUCGAGUUCGGAAUUACCCACCACCAGUUUGGAUACCGCCUCCUCCUCGGCGGAAACCACUGGUGAAGACUCAACCACUGACUCGGAGGAGACAAGUGAACCGCCAACCACCAGAAUGGACUCUAGCACCACAGCCGCACCACCAUCUUCGACCACUGAAGCCGCGGAAUUGAAUAGCCAAACCACCGGCAGCGAGUCGUCAAGCACCGUGGCUUCCAGCGAGCUGGCCACAACCACCGUUAACGCGGACUACGCGGCGGAUGAGUCAUUUUCGGAGUCCAGUGGUCAGACCUCCAUCUACGGGCUCGACAAGAACUCUCUGAUAAUGCGAUUGUUACGAGCUAGAAGUAAUCAAAACGUGCUCAUUUAG